Molecule: messenger RNA, 855 nt
Organism: Trichoderma harzianum CBS 226.95
Lineage: Eukaryota; Fungi; Ascomycota; Sordariomycetes; Hypocreales; Hypocreaceae
Exons: 1
Coding region: 148-594 (148 amino acids)
Source: RefSeq, a predicted model, not a curated record
AUUACUGUAUGCUGUGGCUUUCUUUUUGGAAUUCAGCAUGUUCCGAUUCCGAAAACCUCGGACGAUGCUUUUAUGCAUAUUUCUGUCUGCUAAUCCUAACCUCUCCUAGGUGCCUUCUUGCGGUGGCACCUAUUCCAAUCACCCCGGAUGUCUGAUACUGUAAUGUUACUGUUACAUAUACGGAGUACUAUUACUGCUACAUUGAUAUCACAGAGUGUCUUGUGUCACUUCGUAAUCGCAAACGGUUGGCUGGCCUUGUCUCUUGUCUCAGCGGCCCCGCGUCAUACCCGGAAAAUCCAUGGACUACUCGGUAGCUCUCCACAGCUCGGUCUCAAGAUGCAAGGCUGGGGUAUCAUGACGCCGCAAAGCAUAUUAUUCUGUACACGAUUGCGCCAAGCACGGAACAGCAUUCGUCCAAGUGAAAUUUUAUUUUCAAUGUACCAAGUAUACCUAGUGCUUCCAGCGACUACUCAUACUCACUACUCUUUUAGCGAGGCCGCGCUUCUAUGCAGUCAGAUGGACGAUUCCCAAAGCAGAAUUUCCCGUGAUGCUACCAGGGUCGGGAUAUUCAUGUUUCUGUCAUCCAAGAAGUAAGUAGUACGUAUGGCCGGAGGUGGGGUAGUAGUCAAACAGCUGCUGCUCUGUUCAUUGCUCAUAUUCAUUCUUUGACUCUAUUAAUCCAUCGAAAAAGCAUCGUCUCCGUCUUGAAGCACCUUUCUUCCCAAAUGGCCCAAUCAUAAAUCACUAAAAUCAUCGCUUUGAGCUGCCACCACCAAUGUCCUGGCCCAGGCGGUAGCCCGUCACUCGGUCCCACUCGAUCUUCUGCCUCGUCACCGGCAGCUGUCGCCGCAGGCC